This is a messenger RNA of Tarenaya hassleriana, 957 nucleotides long. RefSeq names its product nudix hydrolase 27, chloroplastic. Gene Ontology annotation, cellular component: chloroplast. Gene Ontology annotation, molecular function: guanosine-3',5'-bis(diphosphate) 3'-diphosphatase activity; bis(5'-adenosyl)-pentaphosphatase activity. Gene Ontology annotation, biological process: nucleoside phosphate metabolic process; ribose phosphate metabolic process. Bases 44 to 727 code for a protein of 227 amino acids. The transcript has 6 exons. The record is from RefSeq and is a predicted model, not a curated record. Lineage: Eukaryota; Viridiplantae; Streptophyta; Magnoliopsida; Brassicales; Cleomaceae.
AAGAGAGUGGAGAAGAAGAGAGAGAAAGCCACAGGGGUCGACAAUGGCCGUUGCGGCGUCGGGGUUCCUGGGGAAAUCUGCGAUCUCCGGUCAGCGUAUGAAAAGUCGAGAUUGCCCUUGGGAUGCGGUCAAAUUUUCGCGACUGACACUUCCCGUCUCUGCGCAGAAGCCACUGGUGGUGUUGUCCCUCGCCUUGUCGUCUCCGGCGAUCGCCGUGGAAUCUCCGCCGGUUGGAUACCGGAAAAAUGUCGGGAUUUGUCUCGUGAAUCCCUCCAAAAAGAUAUUUACUGCAGCGAAGAUCCACGUUCCAGAUACAUGGCAGAUGCCUCAGGGUGGAGCUGAUGAGGGUGAAGAUCUGAGAAAGGCGGCCAUUAGAGAGUUGAGAGAAGAAACAGGAGUUACCUCGGCGGAAUUUAUUGCAGAGGUACCCAACUGGCUGACCUAUGAUUUUCCCCGACAGGUAAGAAAUAAACUGAAUCGCAAGUGGGGAACGAGUUACAAAGGCCAGGCUCAGAAGUGGUUUCUUUUCAAGUUCACGGGCAAGGAGGAGGAGAUAAAUCUCCUUGGUGAUGGAACUGCAAAACCCGAGUUUAAGGUUUGGUCAUGGAUGCUACCUGAGCAAGUAGUUGAACUUGCAGUAGAUUUCAAGAGGCCGGUCUACGAGCAAGUCAUAAAGGUUUUCAGCCCCUAUUUUCUCGAUGAUGAAGAAAACGAUUCCAUGACAUGAUGAGGCCUGAAUUUCUAUGGAGUUUUCUUUACCAUUACCUCGACAAGUCGAGGUUGCACAAAAAUUAUCAUUUUGUUUAGGUAAAAGAACAAUGCAGUUAACGAAAAGCCGGAAAUCAGUACAGGCCUUGUUGAAUCCAUUGUAUAUGAUCUUCAAAUAUCUUGAGUUGGAACAUUCUUGUACAAUAUUCAUCAAAGGAGAAACAUUCAUUCAUUUAAGUUUGUAAAAGA